AUGUUACCCAGGCACUGUCCAUUCAUUCCUGCUUUGGGCAUCUCCAAUCAUUUACGGAUCCUAUUCUAUCCUGAAGAUGCAUCCAGCCCUGGCUUUCUCCAAGUUCAUACAGCUGCCAGGGAAAUACGUUCACCUCCUCUCCAGGGAAAAGAACUGAAGCCAUUCAACGAUUUGCCAGGAAAUUGGAAAACCAGCUGGUUUAAUCUGUAUCAGUUCUGGAAGGAGGAUGGUUUCCACAAUGUUCAUAACAUUAUGGUGGAGAAGUUCCAAACCUUUGGUCCUAUUUAUAGGGAGAAACUGGGCAGUUAUGAGAGUGUCAACAUUAUUGAUCCCAAAGACGCUGCUAUUCUCUUCAAAUCUGAAGGAUUGUACCCGGAGAGGUUCACCGUGCCACCGUGGAUCGCCUAUCGGGACUUCCGUAAUAAGCCUUGUGGGGUCCUCCUCAAGAAAGGAGACAGCUGGCGUCAGGACCGCCUGGCCCUGAACAGGGAAGCAAUGUCCCUCAAAAUCACGGAUAACUUUGCUCCCCUCCUGAAUGAAGUGGGGGAAGAUUUUGUCAAGAGAAUGCAGAUGAAGGUUGGCACCAGCCCACAAGAUAAAUGGACAACUGACCUCACCCAUGAGCUGUUCCGUUUUGCGUUGGAAUCUGUAUGCAAUGUCCUGUACGGUACCCGCUUGGGGCUUCUUCAGGAUUUCAUUGACCCUGAGGCACAGAAGUUCAUUGAUGCCAUCACCUUGAUGUUUAAUUCCACCGCACCAAUGUUGUACAUACCGCCAGAAUUUCUGCGCAGGAUCAAUUCCAAGUUUUGGCAGGACCAUGUGAAUGCUUGGGAUGUCAUCUUCAUGCAUGCUGACAAAUGUAUACAGAACAUCUACCAAGAUCUCUGUUUCAAUGAGAAGAGGGCCAAAGAAUACCGAGGCAUCCUGUGCAGCCUUUUACUUCAGAACAAGAUGCCGAUUGAAGAUAUCAAAGCCAGCAUAACUGAGAUGAUGGCAGGAGGGGUGGACACGACUUCCAUCACACUCCAGUGGGCUCUGUAUGAACUGGCUCGCGUGCCACACCUUCAGGAACAACUCAGGUCCGAAAUCUCUGCAGCCAGGACAUCUUCCCAGGGUGACCUUCUGAAGAUGAUGAAAUCCAUCCCGCUCCUCAAAGCAGUCAUCAAAGAAACCCUAAGGCUCCAUCCAGUUGCAGUGACAUUACAGAGAUAUACAACACAAGAGAUUGCCCUUCAAAAUUACUAUAUCCCUGCCAAUACAUUAGUCCAGGUAGGACUCUAUGCAAUGUUUCGGGAUUCCAGAUUUUUCUCCAAACCUCUGCAGUUCAACCCAGAAAGGUGGCUUAAUACUGAGGACUCCAAAUAUUUCAGAGGACUGAGUUUCGGCUUUGGGCCACGUCAGUGUCUUGGCCGUAGGAUUGCUGAGAUGGAGAUGCAACUGUUUUUGAUCCACAUGCUGGAAAAAUUCAAGAUUGAAAUGAAAAGGGGAGUGGAGGUUGGUACCACUUUUGGCCUUAUCUUGAUUCCGGACAAGCCAAUCUAUUUGACGCUACGGCCUCAUCAUUCCCUUCAGUGAGCUGGGUGCAGUUUCCCAUAAGCACCUGGUGCCUCUUUUAAAACCCUUGGAGAAAGGAUGGGAGUUGCCUACCCAGCUCAUACGGAUCACAUCCUAAUGGCAAAUGUUUACUAAAUAUAGAAAUCAAACCAAGGUUGGGACAACUAAUUUGCAGCAGGACAUUUUGGCUCUCUGUCUUGUUCUUUACUCAUGCAGUACAAAUUAGAUAAGAAGAAGAUCUACCUGUGCAUGUAGCACUGUACUAGAUUUGAUAUUAUUAGAUUUAAGAACAUGAGAAGAUCCCUUCUCAUUGGAUGGAAGUACCUACUAGUUAACAGAUGGUCCAUCUCAUCCAUCUUUAUGUUUUCCAUAAUGUCCAACCAGAUCCCUUUGGGAAGCUUGCAAAGAAGGUAUGACAUUUAUAGGGUCUCUCAACUCUUGAUUUCUCUUCUUGAGCAAUGGUAGAAGGCUACUUCUGAAGAUAGAGGCUGAAUUAAGUUGCCAAGGACAACUUUUGGUUGACCUCUUCUCUGUCCAUUUCUCUAGUCCUUUAUUAGAGACAUCUCAGCCAUGGCCAUCACAACCUCCUGAGUGAUUAUGUAUCAAAUAUGUGUGGCUGGAUGAAAUAAUGUUCUCUUCCUGGUUUUGAGUCUCCUGCCAAAUCGCCACAAUGGGUGCCUCUAUCAGACAAGGAAAACUUCUAUCCGCUUCCUGAAAGACUGCCCAUCCUAAAACCCUAGGCCAACAUAGGAAAUAAUGGAUGAGGAGCCCAAGUUUUAAAGUAACCAUGGUUAGAUGCCAGCACCUCCCUUGCUUACAGCUUACAUCUCCACAAUUUGUUUCCAAUCAGGGUUUUUCUUUAUGCUCAGAUAAAGUUUGAAAUUUAGUGUCCUGUAGCCAAGUCAGAAAACUAAAGUAAUAAUAAAGUCAAUGAAAGAUGACUGCUACUGACUCACUUUUCAA
This is a messenger RNA of Candoia aspera, 2517 nucleotides long. Its product is annotated as cholesterol side-chain cleavage enzyme, mitochondrial-like. The record is from RefSeq and is a predicted model, not a curated record. Gene Ontology annotation, biological process: C21-steroid hormone biosynthetic process; glucocorticoid biosynthetic process; cellular response to peptide hormone stimulus. The coding region runs from base 1 to 1575 and encodes 524 amino acids. Gene Ontology annotation, cellular component: mitochondrial inner membrane. Lineage: Eukaryota; Metazoa; Chordata; Lepidosauria; Squamata; Candoiidae. Gene Ontology annotation, molecular function: cholesterol monooxygenase (side-chain-cleaving) activity; iron ion binding; heme binding. The transcript is spliced from 9 exons.